AUGAAAUGUCUUAUAAAUCAAGCUCAAAAUUAGGAUAAUAGCAAAAUGACUAAAAAAAAACCAAAUAUUUAAACAAUAUAAAUUGUAUCAAGACCUCUCUCAGUAAAACUGUCAAAAGUAAAAAAUAAUGGAAAAGAAAAUUGGGUCAUGAACAAACUUAAAGAAUUCUUAUACGAUUAGGAUUGGUCACAUUAUGCUGUAAUCAUAAGCACUGCUGAAAAAAAAGUUAUUUUACACAAUCUUAAUGUUGGAUUUGUGUCAGAAAAUAUACAAGACUAUGAGAUUAAUGAAUAUAAAAAAAUUUAUGUCUUUCAGGCAAGUGAUUUUAAGGAACCAAUAUAUGAGGAAGAUCUUAUUUAGCUUUCUAAAGGAAAUCAAAAAUACAAUCUUUAGAACAAUUCUUGCAUACAUUUUGUCAACAAAGUUAUAAUUUAUUUAAAUGAAAGACAAAUAGAAGAUAAGAACAAAGAGGUAAAAAUUUAAUUAAAUUCAUUGAAACAUACAUUUAAACAAAUUUGUAAGAAAAGCUGGAUGAAAAUAGUGGAGGGUUGGUAAACAGUAAAAAAAAGAUAUCAAAAGGGACAAGCAGAUUCAAAAGUAUAAUCAGAUAUGAAUCUAGAAGUAGGUUAAAAUGUAGAUAAAAAAGUAGAAAUACCCUAACAAAAACCUUAAAAAAUUGCUUAGAAUCUUCUAUCCCUAUGUACUUAAAUUACUGAAUAUAUUUUUUGGAAUUUACAUAAUUUAUCUUUUUCUAAGGUGAUUGCAAUGAUACUCAUUUUGGCGCUUUUGAAAAUGCUAACUUAAAUUCCUGUUAUGGGAGGGUUUAUUGCUAUCGCAUCCAUCUGUUAUGAGUUGUUCUUUAUUUGGGAAUAAAAAGAUGAUUCUAUCCUAGAAAAAAUUGGAAAAUCUUGUUCUACUUUUUUUUUGAUAAUUGUGGGUACUACUUGCCCUAAUUUGAUAUAAAUAUUGUACCGAUUUAGCUUUAAUUUAACAUCUAAAUUUUAUGAGAGGUUUAAAUCGAAGGUAAUAAAUUUUAUGAAGUCAGAUGUCAUUAUUGGAGGUACUCUCCUUACUUCACCAACAAUAAUAGGAGGUUUUAUUGGUCAUCUAGCCUGAUAACUUUUUUUUUAAGUAAACUGAAAUUUUUUCUUUAAAAAUCAUUUUUAUUUUUCAUUUCUCGUUUAUAAUUAAUUUAGGAAUCUGUACAUUUAGUUCUUCGAUAGCAUUAUGUACGUAGGCAAUCAGUGAAACAGUUUAAAGUUUUAUAGUUAAAAAGUUAGGAGUUGAUAUGGCGGGAACUGCAUUGGUUGAAGCUUCAUAAGUAGGCACUUGUGGAGCCAUUUUAUCUAAUCCAGUUGUUAUUACAGCAGUUAUUGGUUUUUGUGUAGGUGUAGGGUGUUUAUGGAUUGGCAAGAAACUAAAAUGGUUUUGA
Paramecium sonneborni is the source of this 1432-nucleotide messenger RNA. The record is from the annotation of a GenBank genome assembly. Lineage: Eukaryota; Ciliophora; Oligohymenophorea; Peniculida; Parameciidae.